UUGACUCAUUAUUAAAUACAAUAGCAAAUAAUGGACGCAUAUGAACUUUUUCGAAAGCUUUCCAAUGGUGUAAAGUUUGAUAAAAGACGUUUUCAAGCUGAUGCGGAAAGAUUUCAGCUCGUCAAGAAACAACCUGGAAAUAUACUUAAUAACGAAGAGAAAUGCAUUAAAACGUUCGAUAACAUAAAUUACUCGACACUGCGCAAAAAAAGGAAACAUGAUGAAAUUGAGAAAGAAACAGAAAAUAUUAAUGAAUUGAUAUUACUUAAUGAUAUGUCUAUCUCUAAAAAUAGAAAUAAUAUAAAAAAGAAGUAUAAAGAAACAUCUUUAACCGAAGAUAAACUGUUAAAAUUAGAACGAGAAAAGAUUAAUCAAUUUCGUAAUCAACAUCGUAUAAAAGUCACAGGCAGUCGUAUACCUGAACCAAUUUCUGAAUUUAUGAAAUUAUCAACAACUUACGGAAUACCAGACAAAUUACUAAAUAAUAUUAUAAAUUGUGGUUAUGUUCAUCCUACACCAAUUCAAAUGCAAGCUAUACCUGCUCUGUUACAAGGUAGACAAAUACUAGCUUGUGCACCAACAGGAUCGGGAAAAACAGCUGCAUUUUUGUUACCCAUAAUUCAUAAUUUGGCUGGACCACAAAAGAAAGGAUUCAGAGCUAUUAUUUUAAAUCCAACUAGAGAAUUAGCAAAACAAACAUAUAGAGAAUGUUUGCACCUUAGUGAAGGAUAUAAUUUUAGAGUACAUAUUAUAAGUAAAAUAAAUCAAGCAUUAAAUAAAUAUGGACCUAAAAGUUCACAAAAAUUUGAUAUAUUAAUUACUACACCAAAAAGAAUAAUAUUUCUAUUAAAUCAAGAUCCACCAGCUAUUUCUUUUAGCAAUGUUGAAUGGCUAAUUGUGGAUGAAGCAGAUAAACUUUUUGAAGAUGGAACCAGAUCAUUUAGAGAUCAAUUGGAAAUAAUUUCAAAAGCAUGCACAAAUGAAAAAUUAAAUAAAGCAAUGUUUAGUGCGACUAGCACUCCUACAGUAAUCAAAUGGUGUCGACGAAAUUUGAAAGGUCUUAUAACGGUUACAGUUGGCCACAGAAAUGCUGCAACCGAUUUAGUAGAACAAGAACUUUUAUUCGUUGGUGCAGAGAGAGGGAAACUUGUAGCGUUUAGAAAUACUAUUCAAAAGGGAGUAUUGCCGCCUGUGUUGGUAUUUGUACAAAGCAAAGAAAGAGCACAAGAAUUAUUUAAUGAGCUCAUAUAUGACGGAAUUAAUGUUGAUGUUAUUCACGCCGAUAGAACACAAACGCAGCGAGACAAUGUUAUUCGUUGUUUUAGAGAAGGAAAAAUAUGGAUUUUAAUUUGUACAGAAUUAAUGGCAAGAGGUAUUGACUUUAAAGGUGUAAAUCUUGUUAUUAAUUACGAUUUCCCACCGUCUGCUAUUUCUUAUGUUCACAGAAUUGGUCGUACCGGUAGAGCUGGUCGUAAAGGAAAAGCAAUUACCUUUUUUACUGAACAAGAUACUACAAAUCUAAGGAGUAUAGCUACUAUUAUGCGAGAAUCUGGUUGCGAUAUUCCUGACUAUAUGUUAGCUGUGAAAAAACAUAGUAAAAAAGAAAGAAGAAAACUCGAACGCUCAGCUCCUACUAGAGAAAAAAUAUCUACCAUACCAACGUUCAAACGUGUACAUAAUAAGGAAAAGAUAAGAAAGGUUGCUGUAAACACUUUAGAAAACAAACAUGAAUUAGAAGGUGAAGAAAAUGAAGAUAAAAGAAUGGAUAAGGAAAAUAGAAAAAGCGAUGGAAAUAAAGGA
This is a messenger RNA of Habropoda laboriosa, 1800 nucleotides long. It is a transcript of the gene ais, whose product is annotated as probable ATP-dependent RNA helicase DDX52. Gene Ontology annotation, biological process: maturation of SSU-rRNA. NCBI's taxonomy places the organism in Eukaryota, Metazoa, Arthropoda, Insecta, Hymenoptera, Apidae. The record is from RefSeq and is a predicted model, not a curated record. The transcript is spliced from 12 exons. The annotation marks the transcript as partial. Gene Ontology annotation, molecular function: RNA helicase activity; ATP binding; nucleic acid binding.